Molecule: messenger RNA, 2277 nt
Organism: Haliotis rufescens (red abalone)
Lineage: Eukaryota; Metazoa; Mollusca; Gastropoda; Lepetellida; Haliotidae
Product: homeobox protein TGIF2-like
Exons: 2
Coding region: 139-927 (262 amino acids)
Biological process (GO): regulation of transcription by RNA polymerase II
Molecular function (GO): RNA polymerase II cis-regulatory region sequence-specific DNA binding; DNA-binding transcription factor activity, RNA polymerase II-specific
Source: RefSeq, a predicted model, not a curated record
UGCUCUACUCUCAUAGCAUGCCAGAACUCCGCGUGGUUUCAACGAGGAAGAGCGUACUGCUUGUUGUGAGACUUUGACAGUUGCAAAAGUGGUUUAAACUAAACCGGCAAGCUGGAUUUCGGAUUCCAAAGCGUCCAUAUGGACAAAAUGCGCUCCAAGCGAGUUCGAGAAAAGAACUCAAAGAGUUGGCUAAGUGACGAUUACGACUCGGGAGAUGGGAAAAGAGAAGACUCGAACAUGGGUUACGAGUCUUCCGCCAAGAAACGAAGAGGGAAUUUACCGAAAGAGUCAGUGCGUAUUCUCAAAGGUUGGUUGUACGAACACAGGUACAACGCUUACCCAACAGAUCAGGAAAAGGUGUACUUGUCAAAUGCUGCUAAUCUGACAGUGUUACAGGUGUGCAACUGGUUUAUUAAUGCCAGACGGCGGAUUUUACCCGAGAUGAUAAAGAAGGAUGGCAUGGACCCGUUACAGUUCACAAUCACACGGAAAAAUAAAGAAAAGUCGUUUUCUGAGGAGGAAGACAACCGAAAGUUCUGUCUGACAGAGAGUGACAGAAAGUUUGACAAUUCUGAAGACAGUGCAUCCAGUCGCGAUUCCGAUCUUUCCCCAUACCCUGUUUCUAUGGAUACGGAUGGAUACCUUUCCGACAGCGAAACAUCGUCGUGUGAAUAUUACUCGGAUCAUGAAAAUCUGAACAGAUUGCCCACAUCAAGGCUUUCUACAUCAGGUGCCCCUCAUAUGAACUUUAACCCUCACCCACGGGACAAUACCGCCAACACCCCACCCCCCUCUCCCCCUGCCCCAAGCAAUGCGGGGAAAGAGGACAUAUUCAGGUGUUUUUACAUGCUUGUUGAUGUUGCCAUCAGUCAGUUGGAGAAACAGAGACAACUUGAGAAAUUAGAAGGUAACAAAGAGACUAAGUAAGAGGAAGAGACGAGUUCUCUCCCCUGAGUGCAAACUGUCAGAUUCAAGCAACAUGUGUGAGCCGGGAGCACAUGUCGGCGGCGUGGUUUGAUGGGACGAAAUAAACUAGUUCGCUAACACUGCCAUUUGUGGACACAAUGUGUGACACAUGUACAUUUACUGUAAAUUACCUGCACUUUGACGUUCAUACAGUUUUUGAUGAAUUUCUAUGCAAGACCCGCCGCGUAUGGAAUACACGCGAGGUGUAUUAAGGAACUGUGGCAAUAUUCGUUCAGGUUCCCUUGAGGUACUGCGGUCAAGUGGAUGUAUGGAGGGAUAGAGGGAUUUUUUUUUUUGGUAAACUAAAAAUCCAAUCAUUUACGACUGCCGGGACGGUCAAAUAUACAUGCAAUAAUUAUGUUUCGUAAUAAUUAUUCAUUAUAAGUCUUCUCAAACAGUGACUUCAAACAAUGGCUGAACCAAAGCAUUUCUGUAUUUUUAUAUGAUUGAGUUUCAAUCGGGAUAGACAUGUCCCUAAUGGGUUGUCAUUUUUUUUACAACAGUUCGUUUGUGCAUUUUCUCCAAAACAUUCGUAUAUAUCAAACUGUCAUCGUUUCAUUAGUACCGAGUGCAAAUAUCCUUUAUCAGCCCUGGGGCUACACAGGUGAAUACCUGUCGCAUUUUACAGGUAACCUAUUCAUUUUCAACCGUCAAUAGAAAUCGUCUCUCAUUGUCACUGAAUGCAAAGUUGGGUCGGGCCAGACCGCGUGGUCUUUCUGGCUGCGUUGGGGCUCUCCCAGCUGACGCGAAGGUCACGUGACCGCUAAACCACGUGGUCUCGCUCGCAUUCGGUGACAGGUUACGAAGACAAAGGCGUAAUUCACUCAAGCAUAUGUUCGUUUAUUUUCGCCGAAGCCAAUAUUGUUUUAAAAAGUAGUGCUCGUUUUUUCAAUUAAAUAUUAACGGCUUAUGUUUUUCUGCGUAUUUAUUGAAGACUGUUUGCAACGAAAUCGCUUUACUUUGUUUUGACAUUGAUUGACAGAUGGUUAAGACCACGUGGAAAUCAAUGUCGUUUGAGUUUGAUUGCAUUUUGCAAAGAGAGUGUAUCUUCCAAAUUGGUUAUUUUUUUGGCUCUUUUAAAUGCGCAUUUAUAAUGAUAAUUCACAAUUUAGUGGUGUUAUCAAGCAUUUGGGACGUAUCAUUUUAUAUUCUUUAUACAAUUCGUGGCAUUGUUUCAUAUGUGCUAUUUGGGGUUUUUAUUUGUCAUUCAUAUAUCAUUGGAGAAACAUAUUUUUGAUGUCACAAGAUGAUCAUUUUGUAUAAAUUGUACAAAAAUAAAGAAAAAAGAAAGAAUUAAAUAUAUUAAUUGUA